GAAAUAUGAAUCUGCGUCUCCAACAUCAUUUUUGUUUGAUACUCCAGAUUCCUGGUUUUCUUAAAGUGAUAUAAUGGCUGUGUUUCUAGUCGCCAUUUUGACAUUAUUUCCUUUGACGUCAGCUCAGCCUUAUCCAUUUCAUUUGGAUAUUCUUGCGGAUGAAGACGAUGCUGAACGUAUCCGUAAUAUCACAAAUGAAUUCUUUAAUUCCACUCGAUUAGGGAUGUGGGCUGCUUUGGAUAUAAGUCCAGUCACUUUUACCAUAAACACAAAAAAUGAAACUCCUGGUAUUUACAGUUUCACUGAGAAAAACAGUACUUCCUCUUCUUAUAUUGAUAUGAAAAGGAAUCCCUCUGAUUUGUUGUGCAUAUUAGCAAAAAGCAUAGGUGUGGCUUAUAUUCGGACUCGUCCUGGAAGAUCAAGUAUUUGCCGACCCAGCAUACAGAUAAGACCAUCAGUUACGGAAUACAUGGAUAUUGCUCACCAGAUAUAUAAGUAUAAUGACAGUGAAUUCACAUCGGUCAUUUAUAUCACGGAUCAUAUGUAUGAUUUCGACCUUAGCAUUUUUCAAAAGAGAUUCAAUUCCACCUUGAAGAUGAUGAUGUUCAUAAUUAAUAAUAGCAGUGUGCCAACUCAAGUGAAGCAGUUUGUCACGGAUGGCAACACGGAUUCUUUUAUCAUGUUUGCUUCUGGUACUGUUAUUAGGGAUAUGUUACAAAUUCUUUCAAACCUGAAAAAUUUAACAGUGACAAGGACGGAUAACUGGGUGAUGAUUCCAUCGGACGAAACUGAGUGUCCAGAUCUUUUGGGUUUGAAUUUCUCAGUCGUGUGUGUUAGACAUGAUUUCGUCAAGGAUCCCGAUGUCUCAGCAAACCUUAAAUAUGUAGACGACGCAUUAUUGUUGAGAAGUCUUCAUUUACUUGAGAAAAAUAUCAGAGAUUUUUCGCUCUCUUCGGCACCUACUGCAACGUCUGCUCUAAGGCAGCUGGCAUGGCAUGUAUACAACGCAACUAAAGAAGUCAAAUUGGACAUCGAUUUAAUGAGGAUCGAUAAAAUAAGAACAAAAGCAAAAAUAGGAACCUGGACUCGGGCCACAGACGUGGUUUUGACUACACAACCUUUCGCAUUCGCACAUGCAUCCCUAUUAACAGUCAUCACUAUCCACGAGCCGCCAUUUGUUGUGAAAAUUGUAAACAAGAGUGGGACUUUCUUUCGAGGCUACACCAUUGAUGUUCUGGAUAAGAUUGCAGAGGAAGUCGGAUUCACAUACGUCAUCCGUGAAUCACGUGAUAAGCAAUAUGGUCUAGCUCUAUCUGAUGGAUCCUGGACGGGGCUUGUGGGAGAGGUCCAAAGAGGGGAAGCCGAUCUGGCGGCAGCCCCAGUGUCUGUAACAGCUGAGAGAGAACAAGUGAUCGAUUUCACUAACCCUUACUAUGAUUAUGCGGGUCUCCAGAUCCUGAUGAGCGGCACCAUUGCUUCUAGUUCCAUGUUUGGAUUUGUGGACGUCUUUGACGGACCUGUGUGGCUGGCCUGGUUCGGUUUCCUUGGUCUGACGGGUAUUAUGCUGUAUGUAUUUCACAUCUUGGUCUAUCGAGUGUUUUCCAAAGAAAAAGAAAAAGAUAAGGACAAGGUAUUCACUAUCAGCGACACGCUUUGGUUUCUUAUCUCAUCUAUUACCAUAUAUGGACCAGACAAAACCCCUGGUACAUUUGCAGGGCGAGUGUUAGUAAUUGGAUUCUGGUUCUUUUGUCAAAUUAUGAUGGCGACUUACACAGCCAACCUUGCUGCAUUUAUGACAUCCAAAAGACUUACAACUGAAAUUCACUCCAUAAACGAGCUAGCUUCUCAGAACUCUAUUAAAUAUUCUGCUCUAGCUGGGUCAGUAAGUGAAGCCUACUUUUCCCGUAUGAAAGGCAUUGAAGAGAACUUCUUCGAGCUGUGGAAGAAUAUGAGUUACGCGAAAAGCAACGAUAGAAAUGACCUCACUGUGUGGGACUAUCCUUUGGAUGACCUUUAUUCCAGAAUGUUUUCUCAAAUCAAUGAAACGGGAUUUUUAAAGACAUCUAAGGAGGGAGUGGACCGUGUUCUAUCGGAAGGAUUUGCAUUUAUCCACGAAACACCGAUGAUUAAGUAUGAAAUGGCGAAGUACUGCAAUUUGAUUACUGUUGGAGAGGUUUUUAGUGCAAAACCUUAUGCAUUUGUUCUGCAGGAAAAUUCGCCUCUGAAGGAAGCAUUCAAUGCUAAAAUACUCGAGCUCCAAGCCGAUGCAUACUUUGAACAGAGGAAGGAAGUAUGGUGGUCUAAAACAGUAUCUUGUCCAAAGGAAGACGAUUCCACCACGGGACUUCCUUUCAAGAACCUCAGUGGUGUCUUCAUCUUAACAGGAGCGGGGUUCGCCACGGGAUUUCUAAUGCUUGGAAUUGAAUGCAUUGUGUUCAGAUGGAAAAAGAGAAAGGAAUCGCAGGAGAAACCUAAAGAGGCAUACAGCAAACCUAAGUAUCCCCCCCUACCCCGCCUAACAUCUUUGAGAUCAUUGUUCUUGAAGAGCAAGAAAACAACAUCAACCGUGGAUUUAACUAUUUCAGAGGUGGAUUAAUGAUGGAGUUUAGAUACUUCGCCAUCAUGUGCAUGUAACAAGGAUAUUUCUAUCUAAACUGAACAUUGUUGAUCUAAUAGUUAACUGGUGCUUUUGUUUGCCCGUAGUUUGUAUCGUAUGGUCUAUUAGCAAUGACCCUUUUGUCUCAUCGAUUGCUUGUAUUAUUCAAAUUUACACGCUUAAUUUUAAUGUUUUCUUGAUAAAAAAAAAAUUCAAGUGUUUAUG
This is a messenger RNA of Saccostrea echinata, 2821 nucleotides long. RefSeq names its product ionotropic receptor 25a-like. Bases 74 to 2596 code for a protein of 840 amino acids. Gene Ontology annotation, cellular component: plasma membrane; postsynaptic membrane. The record is from RefSeq and is a predicted model, not a curated record. The transcript has 13 exons. NCBI's taxonomy places the organism in Eukaryota, Metazoa, Mollusca, Bivalvia, Ostreida, Ostreidae. Gene Ontology annotation, biological process: synaptic transmission, glutamatergic; modulation of chemical synaptic transmission. Gene Ontology annotation, molecular function: glutamate-gated receptor activity; transmitter-gated monoatomic ion channel activity involved in regulation of postsynaptic membrane potential.